Messenger RNA from Toxorhynchites rutilus septentrionalis, 378 nucleotides. RefSeq lists its product as uncharacterized. Lineage: Eukaryota; Metazoa; Arthropoda; Insecta; Diptera; Culicidae. The record is from RefSeq and is a predicted model, not a curated record. Gene Ontology annotation, molecular function: nucleic acid binding. The coding region runs from base 1 to 378 and encodes 125 amino acids. The transcript has a single exon.
AUGACGGUCGAAAUAUUCAAUGAGUGGUUCGAUCACUUUUUGGAGCAUGUAAAACCUUCUGAAGACAGUCCUGCCUUGCUCAUAAUUGAUGGCCACUCGUCGCACACGAAGAACCUAGCUUUUACCGAGAAAGCAAGAGCUAACUUUGUUAAGGUUCUAGUUUUACCACCUCACACUAGCAACAAACUUAAACCACUUGAUGUAUCCUUUAUGGCACCUUUCAAGACGUACUACGCACAGGAAGUAGAGCGUUUCCUACAACAGAAUCCAGGUAAAGUCGUCAGCCAAUAUGACGUUGCCGAGCUCAUGAAACCUGCAUUCAUCAAGGCGGCUACUACGGAAAUUGCUGAGAAUGGGUUCGAAAAAACAGAAAUUUGA